UUUGCAAUGGAAGGGAAGUUUUUCUUUGGCCACUACUUAAUAUGGGUGAUGUUAUUGCUGUGGCAGAUACACGGAUAUAAAAGCUGCAUUCUGAAAGAAAGGAAGGCUUUGUUGGAGCUCAAGGGUUACCUGAUCUCAAAGAGUUCAGAAUCCCUGGUGGGAUCGGUCCUCAAAGCACCGCCUGAAGAACCGGACCUCGAAUACGGGGAGGCAAUAUCUGUUCUCUCUAAUUAUGAAACUUGGACUAAUGACACAAAGAGCGAUUGCUGCCGGUGGAAUGGUAUUAAGUGCAAUCGUACCAGCGGGCGUGUCAAUGGUCUUUCUGUUGGUUCUGUGUACUUUAGAGAGCCUAAUUCUCUCCUUAAUCUUUCCUUUCUGCAUCCCUUUGAUGAGGUUCAAAGUCUGAACUUAUCCGGGGAAAGAUACGUCCAGUCAUAUAGUGGCUUCUUUGAUGAUGUUGAAGGUUACAAAAGUUUAAGGAGAUUAAGAAACCUGGAGGUUCUGGAUGUCUCAUGGAAUGAUCUCAGUAACAGUAUCUUUCCUUUUCUAAAUGCCGCAACAUCACUUACAACUUUGUUUCUCCGGGGUAACUUCAGAGAUGGUCCUUUUCCUAUUAAAGAAUUUAGUCACCUGACAAAGCUGAAAGCUCUGGAUCUAAGUUUAAAUAAAUUUUCUGGCUCAAUGGAAUUACAAGAACUAAAAAACUUGAAAAACUUUGAACUUCUGAAUCUAUGUGGAAAUAGACUUCACGGAUUCAUUUCAGAACUAACGAAUUUGCCGAAACUGGAACUGCUGAAUCUUGCUCGGAAUAAUUUCAGCGGACCUAUAACAGCUGUUUGUGACAUGAAGAAUCUGCGGGAGCUCGAUCUCAGUGAAAAUCAUUUUGUUGGCCAACUUCCUCUUUGUCUAGGUAGCUUGAAAAAGCUACGGGUUCUCGACCUAUCAUCCAACCAGUUUAGCGGAAAUAUACCAUCAAGUUUCAGUAGCUUGGAGUCCCUAGAGUAUCUAUCAUUGUUAAACAACAACUUUUCAAGCCUAUUCUCGCUCAAUCCACUCACCAACCUCACAAACCUCAAGGUGUUCAAAGUUUCAUCAACAUCUGAUAAGGUACAAGUAGAGUCAGAGGGUAACUCGGAGCCAAAGUUUCAACUGAGAGUUGCUGUACUACGAUCUUGCAGCUUGGAGAAAAUCCCUUCAUUUCUCGUCUACCAAAAGAACUUGCGUCUAGUUGAUCUAUCCAGCAAUAGAUUAUCCGGAAACCCUCCUACGUGGCUGUUGCUGAAUAAUACACAACUUGAAGUCUUACUGUUGCAGAAGAAUUCAUUCACAAUCUUUCAAAUGCCCACAAUGGUGCAUAGUUUGCAGGUUUUUGAUUUUUCUUCCAAUAAUAUUGGUGGGAUAUUACCUGAUAGUAUUGGUCUUGCACUUCCGAAUCUGGUACAUCUAAAUGCCUCAAGUAACUGGUUCCAAGGGAAUUUUCCAUCGUCUAUGGGCGAGAUGAAGAACAUUUCAUUCCUCGACCUAUCCUAUAAUAACUUAUCUGGGAAGCUACCAAGAAGGUUUCUCAGGGGUUGUUUUCAACUAAAGUACCUGAAGCUCUCUCACAACAAAUUCAGCGGCCAUUUUCUUCCAAGAAGAACAAGCUUCACUUUACUAGAAGUGUUGAGAAUAGAUAACAACUUAUUUACUGGGAAGAUUGGAGUUGGUUUGCUUGGCUUUACUUAUUUGUCAAUGCUUGACAUGUCCCACAAUUGUUUCACUGGUACUAUUCCAAGUUGGAUAUCUGAGUUUUCUAAUUUGGAUUUCUUAUUGUUAGCAAACAAUUUCUUAGAAGGUACCAUACCACCUUCCUUGUUGCUCGUUGAGUUUCUGGACCUCUCUGGAAACCUAUUGUCGGGAGCCUUACCGUCGUCACAGGUACAAGGUAGAAUAUUCUUCCUCAACAACAACAACUUGACAGGGUCAAUUCCAGACACAUUGUUGGAAGGUGUCCAGAUACUUGAUCUUCGGAACAAUAAACUCUCUGGGAGUAUUCCCCAGUUUGUCAACACACAAGACAUAAAGUUUCUUUUGUUGAGGGGGAACAAUUUAACAGGAUCCAUUCCAAGGCAGCUGUGUGAUCUCAGCAACAUCAGGCUUUUAGAUCUUUCAGAUAACAAGCUCAAUGGCUUCAUACCUUCAUGCCUCUACAAAUCAUCAGUCUUACGAGGUGGAAAGGAGAGUGAUAUUAUCUAUGGGCAAUAUUAUCGUACACUGACUUUUCAUUCUGAAUAUUACAGAUCGAUAUUUCUAGUAGAGGAGUUCCAAGUAUACUCCUCUGCCUUUCAGGAAAUUGAAAUAAAAUUUGCAACAAAGCAAAGGUACGAUUCCUAUAGUCCUGGAGAAUCUUGGUAUAGUGAUUCUUACACUCCUGGAGAAUCUUUGUAUAGUGAUUCUUAUAGUCCUGAAGAAUCUUGGUUAAGUGAUCCUGGUACUAAUACAUCUCAGUUCAGAAGAGGAAUACUUGAUUAUAUGUAUGGGAUGGAUCUGUCAAACAAUGAGUUAAGUGGUGUUAUCCCAACAGAGCUUGGAGGUCUCUGGAAACUGCGGUCCUUGAAUCUAUCUCACAAUUUCUUGUCGAGUUCUAUACCAUCCAGCUUCUCCAAUCUGAAGGAUAUUGAGAGCCUUGAUCUUUCUUACAACAUGCUGCACGGAAGCAUUCCUCAACAGCUAACCAGCCUUACAUUUCUUGAAGUGUUUGACGUGUCUCACAACAAUAUAUCAGGAAUCAUUCCCCAAGGAAGGCAAUUUAACACUUUCAACGAGAGUAGAUACUUAGGCAAUCCACUUCUCUGUGGACCACCGACCCAUAUAAGUUGUGAGGCUAAGAAGAGCUCAGAGGAAGCAAAUAAAGGAGGAGGAGAGGAAGAAAAUGAAGCUGACAUGAAUAGAGUUGUAUUCUAUUAUGGGACUGCCUCAGUUUAUGUGACCACAUUGGUAUGUAUCGUUGUACUUAUGUGCUUUGAUUGUCCUUGGCGUCGAGCAUGGCUCCGCAUUGUAGACGCUUUCAUCGCUUCAGCAAAAAAUAUGUUGUUUUAAAAUAUUUUCAGCUCAGUUUCUUGGAUAUUUCUAUCCAAACCUAAUCUUGAGUCUACUGUGUUCGUGUAAGUGUAUGUACUUUUAAUUCAUGUCCAAGCAAAAAAAUAAAAUAAAU
This is a messenger RNA of Brassica napus (rape), 3193 nucleotides long. RefSeq names its product receptor like protein 21-like. The transcript has 6 exons. The record is from RefSeq and is a predicted model, not a curated record. Lineage: Eukaryota; Viridiplantae; Streptophyta; Magnoliopsida; Brassicales; Brassicaceae. Bases 7 to 3078 code for a protein of 1023 amino acids. Gene Ontology annotation, molecular function: protein binding.